AUGGACAAGGUUCUAGAAAAGAUUUUCCACGGCGUGAUUACGGGAGAUUUCCUUUCGAAAACUAAACGAGUUGUCCAGGCUAUCAUGCUGUGGAACGAGUGCAUAAUACUCCUAAACAACAAGGCCUUAGAGAUAGAAAAUGACUCUGCCACAAAAUUGAGUAUAACGCUGUACAAAAGGCUGUUUGAUGGGUAUGCUGCUAUUAAGAAUCUUUCACCGCCUAUAGAAUCUGGCCAAAACCUUUUAGUCCUACUUCGUGACUGUAAGAGAAAAAAAGAAGAAGGUGAGACAGCCUUAAUGCUAGCAACAAUGUACUACCGAAAAUGUAAAUACAAGGAAGCAGAAGCAUUCCUCAAAAAAGCACUCGGUGUCAACAAAGAAAUCAACGACAAAGACGGAGAAGCGACAUGCUACGCAAACCUAGGAGUGUUAUUUCAGUCUGUCGGAGAAUAUGUCAAGGCUGAAGAAUAUCUUCAUAAAGCACUUACCAUCAACACAGACACUGGCAACAGACGCAAAGAAGCGACAUGCUACGGAAACCUAGGAACGUUAUUUCAGUCUGUCGGAGAAUAUGCCAAGGCUGAAGAAUAUCUUCAUAAAGCACUUACCAUCAACACAGACAUUGGCGACAGAGACGGAGAAGCGACAUGCUACGCAAACCUAGGAACGUUAUUUCAGUCUGUCGGAGAAUAUGCCAAGGCUGAAGAAUAUCUUCAUAAAGCACUUACCAUCAACACAGACAUUGGCAACAGACGCAAAGAAGCGACAUGCUACGGAAACCUAGGAACGUUAUUUAAGUCUGUCGGAAAAUAUGCCAAGGCUGAAGAAUAUCUUCAUAAAGCACUUACCAUCAAGACAGACAUUGGCGACAGAAACGGAGAAGCGACAUGCUACGGAAACCUAGGAACGUUAUUUUGGUCUGUCGGAGAAUAUGCCAAGGCUGAAGAAUAUCUUCAUAAAGCACUUACCAUCAACACAGACAUUGGCGACAGAAACGAAGAAGCGACAUGCUACGGAAACCUAGGAACGUUAUUUCAGUCUGUCGGAGAAUAUGCCAAGGCUGAAGAAUAUCUUCAUAAAGCACUUACCAUCAACACAGACAUUGGCAACAGAGACGGAGAAGCGACAUUCUACGCAAACCUAGGAACGUUAUUUCGGUCUGUCGGACAAUAUGCCAAGGCUGAAGAAUAUCUUCAUAAAGCACUUACCAUCAAGACAGACAUUGGCGACAGAAACGGAGAAGCGACAUGCUACGGAAACCUAGGAACGUUAUUUUGGUCUGUCGGAGAAUAUGCCAAGGCUGAAGAAUAUCUUCAUAAAGCACUUACCAUCAAGACAGACAUUGGCGACAGAAACGGAGAAGCGGCAUGCUACGCAAACCUAGGAACGUUAUUUCAGUCUGUCGGAGAAUAUGCCAAGGCUGAAGAAUAUCUUCAUAAAGCACUUACCAUCAACACAGACAUUGGCGACAGAGACGGAGAAGCGACAUGCUACGCAAACCUAGGAACGUUAUUUCAGUCUGUCGGAGAAUAUGCCAAGGCUGAAGAAUAUCUUCAUAAAGCACUUACCAUCGAGACAGACAUUGGCGACAGAGACGGAGAAGCGACAUGCUACUCAAACCUAGGAGCGGUAUUCCAGUCUGUCGGAGAAUAUGCCAAGGCUGAAGAAUAUCUUCAUAAAGCGCUUACCAUUGUCGACAGAGACAGAGAAGAAACAUGCCACCUGAGCCUAGGUGAAGAUGUGAAGGCUCAAAAAUAUUUUCAGAAUUCUCUUGAAAUUAGCAGGAGGACUGUAAACAUCAAUUUGCAAUAUAAAUCUUUACUUUCCCUAUUUUGGUGUGUUUUAAACUCGAAAGGAAACAUAUCUGAAGCCUUAUUGAUUCUCCAUAGAAGUAUUCAAAUUUUCGAAAAAAUGCAUAGCUUUCUAGGAAACAAAGAUGGCCGCAAGAUAUCAUUUUUUGACAACCACGCGGAACCCUAUCGGCAGUUUAGUUCACUGAGUUUUUCUUAUGGGAAACCCUAUGAAGCUUUACACGUUGCUGAACUUGGACGGGCCAAAGCUCUUGCAGAACUAAUGUCAAACCGUUACUCCAUUGAAAAAGAAAUAUCCAUCGACACACAAUCGUUUGUUGGCAUUGAGGAAGUAACGACGAAAAAUGGCAACAGCACUUGCCUAUACAUCUCCUACUACUCUGACAACAUAUUUUUGUGGGUUUUGAAACAAAGCAAACUGGUGGCUUGCCGAAGAACGAAACUUUGUGAAAGCUAUGUUAGCAAGGACGGCAAAAUCUCUGUGGAUGACCUUUUUGGAAACGAAAGCUUAUUAAGAAAUUUUCACGUUUUACCUCAAGAGCAAUGCGAAGACCGAUCACUCUUCUCCUCUUACACCAACCAACUUACAAACGAAUCAAAUCUGGAAGAUAGUCUCUCAUCCUUGCGUCUUUCUUUAGAUGAGGACGAAGUACAGACAGACCCUGAACCGCCAACACUUGUUCAGAUUUACAACAUGUUGAUUGGUCCUGUAAGUGACGUACUAGAAGGAUCUGAAAUUAUUGUUGUUCCUGAUCGCUGCUUCUUCAAAGUUCCGUUUGCAGCAUUACAUGAUGAAAGUAACCACUUUUUAUCAGAUUCAUUCAGGAUACGCAUUGUUCCUUCUUUGACGACGCUCAAGCUCAUUCUGGACAGUCCAGCGGACUCUCACAGCGAAACUGGUGCAUUGAUUGUGGGUGAGCCAAAAGUGACGAAUGUGUAUUUCAAGGGAGAGUUAAGGUAUCUCUGUCCACUGCCUGGCGCGAAAGCGGAAGCAGAGAUGAUUGCAAGACUACUACCUGAAUCUCACCUUUUAAUAGGAGAGCAAGCAACAAGGCAAGAAGUUCUUCAGAGAAUACCCUUAGUGAGUCUCAUACAUUUCGCUGCUCAUGGUGAUGCCGAAAGAGGAGAAAUUUCCCUUACCCCACUUGACCCCACAAUGGAGACUCCACAUGAAGCAGACUACUUACUGACAAUGACCGACAUUUCACAAGUUAGACUGUCAGCCAAACUGGUGGUCCUUAGCUGUUGCCAUACCGCACGUGGACAGAUCAAAACAGAAGGCGUUGUUGGAAUCGCUCGAGCAUUCUUAGGAUCAGGUGCACGCUCAGUGUUGGUGGCACUGUGGGCCUUACAAGACGAUGCAACAGAACAGUUCAUGAGAAGAUUCUACGAAAACCUUGUCCAAGGAGAAAGUGCAUGUGAAUGUCUUCACCGGGCCAUGAAGUGGAUGCGAAAUAACGGUUUCUCUGAAGUGAGACAGUGGGCACCUUUCAUGCUGAUUGGGGAUGACGUGUCAUUUCACUUUGGUGAAGAAAAGUGAAGGUAAUUGGUGCUUUCUGAUAAUUAGGGCCAUAGGAAAUCUGCCAGGUCUUUUUGUAUUGCAGUUUUAUCAACUUAGGUACAUUUGUACUUUCAAGUACUAAAUAAUUUAAAAAGCGGUAUUCAACCUUGAAAGCCACAUUAUUGACUACACCUGAAGUCAGCUUUUACUAUGACUGAGGUAAAAUAUCAAUCAACCGCUUUUUAACAUCGAUAGAUACUAAACGCACACAAAAAAUAAUCCCCGUAUCCCUACUGUAACACAGAAUGAUUUUAAAUCUUUUUUCUUUUUCGUGAUAUAUGAGGCAUAAAUAAUUGAAUAUUCUUUUAUUUGUUACCGCUCAAUAUGAACAUGAGGGUUGGCUGAAUAUACUAUGGUAUGUGAAUUCCCGAACUGUAACCAAAACAAACAGCCCAAGGUAGUUUUUUGUUUGAUAUAAAGAUAAUCGGAAUAAACAUAUCGUGGCGGAGAUCUAGAUCUGAGAAUUGAUCGAAAACACUAAAAACUACAAAUUGUCGGCUGUGUAUGGCGUCUUGAACGUAACUACAGGGCUUUUCGCGGACACUGACAGUAGUACACUGGCUCUAAACUUGGACUAUAAAGAGAAAAGACCGAGAUUCCAAAGGUCAUCAAGGCAAGGAGUUUCAAACCUAUUUUAGUUGUGCACCCUGCUUUUCAUAGGUGAUGCCUAAUUGGAAAGUUUUAGCGGUGAGAUAAACUUAAAUAAGUCAACUUUUCCCUUAUGAUAAAUCCCUCUUCCAUGUAAAAUGAACCUAAAUGCCACUUACCCCAGCUGGAGUCUUUUGUAAUUAAUAUAUGUGUUUUACUAAUUUUUAUGUUUCUUAUCACUGUUCCAGGUAUUACACUAACGACACACCAUGGAACAGAACAGAACAGCCCUUCCGCAGAAUUCCAAUGAGGUAG
This is a messenger RNA of Porites lobata, 4275 nucleotides long. NCBI's taxonomy places the organism in Eukaryota, Metazoa, Cnidaria, Anthozoa, Scleractinia, Poritidae. The record is from the annotation of a GenBank genome assembly.